GUUGCCAUGGAGAGGCCCCUGCUGCUGUCCCUGUACCUGUGCUGGGCCCUGAGCGCGGGGGGCGCCGAGCGCAGCGGGCCCCCCAACCUCCUCAUCCUGCUCAUGGACGAUAUGGGUUGGGGUGAUUUGGGAGCGUUUGGAGAGCCCUCUAAAGAAACCCCUAACUUGGACCAGAUGGCUUCAGAAGGAAUGCUCUUCCCAAAUUUCUACACUGCUAACCCUCUGUGCUCGCCAUCACGAGCAGCGCUGUUGACGGGACGUCUCCCCAUCAGGAAUGGGUUCUACACCACGAAUGCCCAUGCCAGAAAUGCCUAUACACCACAGGAAAUAGUAGGGGGAAUCCCAGGUUCUGAGCUGCUGCUUCCAGAAUUGCUGAAGAAGGCAGGAUAUGUCAGUAAGAUCAUUGGCAAAUGGCAUCUGGGUCACAGACCCCAAUUCCACCCCUUGAAGCAUGGAUUUGAUGAAUGGUUUGGAUCCCCUAAUUGCCAUUUUGGACCUUACGAUAACAAAGCCACCCCAAACAUCCCUGUUUAUAGGGACAGGGAAAUGAUUGGCAGAUAUUAUGAAGAUUUCAAAAUUGAUCUGAAGACAGGGGAAGCAAACUUAACUCAGAUCUACUUACAGGAAGCUCUCGACUUUAUUAGCAGGCAGCAAGCCAGUCGUCAGCCGUUCUUUCUCUAUUGGGCUAUUGAUGCUACUCAUGCUCCUGUUUAUGCCUCCAAACAUUUCUUGGGCACUAGCCAGAGAGGGUUGUAUGGUGAUGCUGUGCGAGAAAUUGAUGACAGCAUUGGGAAAAUCCUAAAAUCCCUUCAAAGCCUGGGCAUCAGUGAGAACACUUUUGUGUUUUUCACAUCUGAUAAUGGAGCUGCUCUGAUUUCAGCACCUAAACAAGGAGGUAGCAAUGGUCGCUUUCUGUGUGGUAAACAAACCACUUUUGAAGGUGGGAUGAGGGAGCCAGCUAUUGCUUGGUGGCCAGGCCAGAUACCUGCAGGACACGUGAGUCAUCAGCUGGGUAACGUGAUGGAUCUCUUCACCACCAGCCUCUCCCUAGCGGGAUUGCAGCCUCCCAGUGACAGACAGAUUGACGGUAUUGACCUUUCUCCUGUCAUCCUGCAGAGCAAGCUAAUUGACAGGCCGAUAUUCUAUUACCGUGGCAACGAGAUGAUGGCAGUAAGACUUGGGCUUUACAAGGCUCACUACUGGACCUGGAUCAACUCCUGGGAGCAGUUCAGUCAGGGUAUUGAUUUCUGUCCUGGGCAGAACAUUUCUGGAGUAACCACCCAUACUCAGGAGGAACACACCAAACUGCCUCUGCUCUUCCACUUGGGAAGGGAUCCUGGGGAAAAGUAUCCGAUAAGGUUUUCCAGCUCUGAGUACCAGGAAGUUAUGGAACAAAUAUCCCCCAAAGUCCAGCUGCACAAGGAGACCAUGGUGCCAGGGGAGCCACAGCUAAACGUCUGUGACAAGGCCGUCAUGAAUUGGGCUCCUCCAGGCUGUGAGAAGCUAGGAAAGUGUUUGGAACCUCCCAAGUCCAAUCCAAAGAAAUGCUUUUGGCCGCACUAAUAUUCCAGCAUGCGCAGGGUCUGCUUGAAAGCCGUAAACAGCUGAGAUCAUGGUUCACAAUGCACAUGGACACUUGUGUUUACGUCAUGGAAGGGAGUGAUGUAAGAUAUCAUCACCAACUCUUCAGAAGGGACCAAUGGUUACAGCAUUACUUCUCAGGGAUUUAGCAAUUAGUUUUCGUUUAAUUCAGUGUCUCUCUUAAUGGGUCAAAUGAGAUGUUGCUGCAAUGCAUGGUAAAUUUUCAGUAAUGAAUAUAAUUUUUAAAUGAUAUGACUAGAGAAGAUUUUCAGCCAAUCACAACUCUCACAUUCCCUCAGGAAUGACAUGGCUGUCCAGUCAACUUGCUGCUUUCCCACUCAGGCUGUUCUCUUGGAUAACUCUUCAUUAAAGUGGCCUCAAGGGAAGGUCCAAGAAGAAGGUUGCCCAGAACUUUCAUAUCCUCCAGAUAGAAUAUGCCAGAUUUGCUUUGUUUUACUUUCUAGUCACGUAGGAAUAAAGUUUGUAGCUAGCUGCAGUCAUUUUCAGUAACUGUUUUAAAAUUGUACUUCUAGUGUAAACUCUUUGAGGCAUGGCCUUUUUUUCCCCUUUUAUCUUUUUUAGUGUGUGUACACAGCACAGGUCCUAGCACAAUGGUCUGUGAUCCUUGGUUGGGCUACUUAGGUGCCAUCACACGACAAACACCACCCACGGGCUCUGCGUCUCCCUGAUGCAAACAUUCCCUUCAAUAGCCUAAUAUUACCCAGCAGGUUCCAAGCGGGAGAAUGCCCUGUAUUUCUCAAGCAUGAAUCUGCCAACCGAGCUGUUGUGAGCAUGAGCUAGGUAAUGUUUGUAAUGCACUUUGAAGAUGAAAAGUGGGAUGUAAGUGCUAUGUUUCCCUACAGUAUUACAGGGAGUUCCUUUGGGACCCAGGGAUGGCCCUCAGUGGCUUAGUCCAGGAUUCACUCACUUCAGAAAAUCGGGGUUCAGAUCUGGAUUUGGUCACACUUCCAGCUUGCCAAAGGAAGUCACUUUUCAGUCCUACGGGCACAGCCAGCUGGAGGCUCGGAAAGGCCCAUUUGCAUCAGGAUCUUUAGUCUUGGCACUGUUCCCAGUUUAUGCUCUAUGGGGAAUUCUUCUCCCGGUGCAAACUGUCCAAGUGCUGCACUCAGCAUCCUGGGGCCAGCAUUCCUGUAAGUGUAGUUCUCAGGAAAUGUGGAGCCCCAGCAGAAUUGCACAUGGAAGGCUCUUCCCCUGGCUCUGUAUCUGGUACUCAUGCACCUCGCUAGUGCUAGUGGCUUUCUGGUGCACAAAGAAAAGCUAACAAGCCAUCUGGGGAUUGCUGGGGACAUGCUAGCAGUAGUCCUGUACAGCCUGUCUGGGCCACUUCUGUCACUUCAGAGCACUUGAUGCUAUUCCCAUUUGUCUUGAUGCAGAGGUGAGUUGCUUCAGGAAGGCAACAACUCUUCCACUUCUCCCCCCACCAAAGCCCACAACUCCAGAUAAAUGGAGACCACCAGCUUCGGUGCUAACCAUUAUACCACCCUUUGCGACCCUGGCUCUACACCCUUUGUCCACACAAGCUCUUCUCCUGCUUCCAAGCCUAAAUAACCCAAUCCUUCUGUUCCCCAAAGUACUUGCCUCCUCUAAACCCCCUUCACAGAGGCUGGACAGGCCCACAAAUAUAGGAUGGUCAAGAAGUGACACUGGAGUUGGCCUUAGCGCCCUUUGUGUCAGGAAUUAUAACAAGUACCAGAGCCUCACCCUCCAGCAGAGCCCUCUUAGUAUCGCACAGAUCUGCACAUCUGUCGGGGUGAUUUUUCUGCUGUUCUUCAUCUUAUUUACCUUGUGGGUUAGAGUGUUCCUUGUUAUCCAUCAAAGAUCUCAAGGCAUCUCUGAUUGAGUCCUAACAUAUUUUAUGUAUGUCAUCAGAGUAUGGCUGGUGCAGACAGCCCAUUUUGAGUGAUACGCUGGAUGACAGGAGAUGAUGGAUUGGAUCCUGACUGUAGCCAUAGGAAUCAUUACAAAGCCGGCACCCCCAUUUCAGAUCUCUCUCCUCUCUAAGCUUGACUGCCGCUGGGAUCUGUCACCCAGAAAUGCUCAGAGCUCUACUAUCCAUAUUUGUUUAAUACUCUGCACUCUCAACAGGCAUGGAGAUCAGCAGAUGUUGGAUUCCUUUAUUAUGAUGCUCUGAAAAUCACUGUCAACCUAAAAUGUAAUUGUUAUGAAUGUAACGCUAUGAGAUCCAUGGACGAAAGGCACCAUGUAAACAGGGGUCAAUGCUUGUUCUUUGAGGUCCAGCCCAAACACACUGAGUUAUUGCUCAUUCUAAGCAUUUAUACCAUGCUCGUCACAGUAGGAUCUGGGUGCCUCUUAUCCCAUGUAUUCCUUACUUUCCUCCCCCUUUUUCUUUCUUUCCCAACUUAUAGUGUCGAAGAUGCUGCUUUUCCCCUCUCUAUAUAUCUUGCUGAUACAGGCCCAUCAACUUCUUAAUGCCCUCAGUAUUUGAUCAGUUACAUGGAGCCCUGAUUUUCAUCACUCUGACAACUCAGUUGCUUGAGAUAACACUCCCAUGCUCCUGAUUUCUGUGAUCAAAAACAAAGGAUCAGUCAGACACCGCAAGCCAACAUCCUUAGUAUAUCUGACUGUUCCUUUACUAACUUUAGACUUUGCCAACUCCAGGUGGGUUGCAUCAACUGAAACAUUCCAGAGGAGCACAUAAUAUUGACAUUUUCCCUCCUUUCUUUCUGGUUCUCUAAGCAUCAUAGUGUUAUAUUAUUGUCUGGAAAAAAAGAGGGGUGGGGAGAGAAACCAAGUUAGAGAAUGUGCAAAAAUAAAUGAAACUGAUGCACAAGCUUGUAAAGCAAAAUGGCCGUGCACCCAGGCAGGGCCCCUUAAUGGGGGCACAGUAAGAGAUAUGUAGCAGCCUUGAGAUCCCAGGAUGACUUGUUCUGAUUAAACAGAUAUCAAGAGUACUGAAUUGAUUAGGGUUUUACAAACAGCCGUAAGUGUUCAUUAUAAUAUUUCUAAGGCCUGGUCUACACUACCCCCCAAAUUCGAACUAAGGUACGCAACUUCAGCUACGUGAAUAACGUAGCUGAAGUCGACAUACCUUAGUUCGAACUUACCGCGGUUCAGACGCGGUCCACACGCGGCAGGCAGGCUCCCCGUCGACUCCGCGGUACUCCUCUCGCCGAGCUGGAGUACCGCAGUCGAUGGCGAGCGCUUCUGGGAUCGAUUUAUCGCGUCCAGACCAGACGCGAUAAAUCGAACCCAGAACUUCGAUUCCCAGCCACCGAACUAGCGGCUGGGUGUAGACCUGGCCUCAGACACUGAAUUUAUAACAACGUGUCUGUGAUGUGAUUCGGAAACAAUCAUGCUGAAGUGAUAAAUGCUGAGAAGUGCAACACUUAGAGCCAGUUUUUUCAAAAGUGUGUGUGCAAGACGUCUGUGUGUGCACAUUUUAUGCAGAGCUACUGCAAAUAAAAUAGCCGUUUAGAUGUCUAAUUGAUCUAAUUAAUCACUUGCAUGUGCAGUUAUGACGCGUGGAUAUACAUAGCACUCUUAUUUUAAAUCAAUCCCUUUUCCAAAGAGAUACAGAUUUUGCGCACAUCUGCAUGCAGAAUUCUGGAUGCUGUAAGUGAAUUGACAGUGAGAUUUAAUUCUCUGCUCUGCACUUGUUUCUUUAUAAGAGACAGAAAUUUGAUAUGAAGGAGCUACUGCUUUAAAUUAAAAUAAGAAUAAUUGUAGCAAAUGGAAAUUAGCUUCAUAGCUGUAUUGUUAAGAAGUAUUUUUAAUCAAUGCCUCUUCCAAAGGUGGACAGUUUUUAAUGUUGUUGUGGGCCCAGGGGAAUUGAAGAACAAAAUAAAAAGGUAU
Emys orbicularis (European pond turtle) is the source of this 5415-nucleotide messenger RNA. It is a transcript of the gene GALNS, whose product is annotated as galactosamine (N-acetyl)-6-sulfatase. The record is from RefSeq and is a predicted model, not a curated record. Lineage: Eukaryota; Metazoa; Chordata; Testudines; Emydidae. The coding region runs from base 7 to 1563 and encodes 518 amino acids. Gene Ontology annotation, molecular function: N-acetylgalactosamine-6-sulfatase activity; arylsulfatase activity. The transcript has 14 exons.